Molecule: messenger RNA, 1252 nt
Organism: Brassicogethes aeneus
Lineage: Eukaryota; Metazoa; Arthropoda; Insecta; Coleoptera; Nitidulidae
Source: the annotation of a GenBank genome assembly
GUCGUCAUAGAUAAGAAAGAAGAGGACAGAUUGCGGCGAAAGCGAAGAUUUUUUAAAAUGUAAAUGUCACCGGUUCGACCAAUACGCCUAGACGAUUUAUUGUGGCAGGUACUGCACGUAACGUGGUUCUCCUGUAGUUGGUACUGGUCUUGAGUGGGCAAACCGGGUACUCCGAUUCAAAAUGUUGCCGCAGUGAAUACCCUUCGCGCAUUUUACACGGUGUGUUUCACUUUUGGGUUGCUGUUGUUUAUUUUACAUGAUUCACAGCUUUUUUAAUGAAACAGAUGAUACGCACUGUGAUACGAUUGUGCCAUAACACUUCAAUUAAGCCGGAUGAACCGAGUUUUCGUGUGCUGUGGUAGUUGGUGGAUGAUUUAUAUUUUUUAAGUUAGUUUAAGAAGAUAUGGUCGGAAAAAUGGAUUAUUCCAGCGGUUGCAUUACAUCUUGGAGAAUUUAUGAUAAAGAACAACUAUUUACGAGUACUGUAGCAACAUCAUCUUAUUUAAAACGAAUACGAGGUGGAAUAAGUUAUUCUUUUCCAUACUUGGGACAAAGUUUUUUUGGACCUGAAGACGGAUUUUUGGAAAAAAUACAGUGGGAAGUGGAAACUCCACCUGAAAAACUGAAAAAUAAAGAUGUUACCGUAACGCUUAAAGCCUCAGAUACCGAUUAUACGCGUUCGAUAAGUAACUGUAAUUGGAAGGUUAAUUUGGUGAUAUUUUUGAGGGAAAAGUCAUUAGAGACCGAGUUUACGGUGACAAAUACAGGAAAAUACUACCCCAUGGGUAUGAUGCUACGACAAAAUGUCCAUAUGUGUCUUCCAAAUGUAUUUUACUCGAGUAUAAGUGGAUUUGAAGAUUUCAAAAACGAGACCAAUUUUUUCAACAUUAAGUAUGAUGUUUUAUGCAAAGAAGACUUGGAAAAACCAGAAGUGUUAAGUUUGGUUUACUUGAAAUCUCCAGAUGAAUUUUCCAUAACAGAAACGGAGGGAGAAGGAACAAUAAAAGUUAUAAAGGAUAAUCAACCUCAUAUUCAUUUUCAUAGCGAGUGCUGUAAAUUUGAGCAACUCGAUAGAUAUUUAGAAGACGAGCAAAAUUAUAACUGCUUUUACAUUAAAACCGGAAACUUUAAGGAUGUAAAAUAUUUAAGACCUGAAGAAUCUCAUUCUGUUAAAUUUUCAUUGGAAAAAAUCUUUCCUGGAGAGGAUAACGAUGCAUGGAUGUAUGAGGAUAUAUUUAAAAACUACUGUUAA